Messenger RNA from Acaulospora colombiana, 1056 nucleotides. The record is from the annotation of a GenBank genome assembly. Lineage: Eukaryota; Fungi; Glomeromycota; Glomeromycetes; Diversisporales; Acaulosporaceae.
AUGGGAAAUGGGGAAUCAUCCGGAAAAGGAGACGAUCAAAAUGUAAAUUCUCAAAGUAAUCACGAUUUUAAGUGUAUUAAUGGGAGAUGGUAUCAUAAUGAGGAAGCGUGUUAUAUAUUUCCCUCAGACAUUGAGGAAAUCGAUCGUCAGCAACAACAGCAUUAUUAUUUCAAACACAUCUUCAGGACCAAUAUCUCAGCUCCGGCAGAAUACAAAAUUCAUUCAAUUUCUCAUCAACAAAGGUGUGGCGCAGGGAUAUGGUUGUUGGAACUGGCUACAGAAUAUGAGAAAUCGGAAUUCUUUGGCGUGGACAUGUCGCCCGUUUUUCCUGCUCACAUUAAGCCUUCCAAUUCUAACUUUAUUAAGGCAAAUGUGCUAAACGGGCUACCAUUUCCACCGAAUGAAUUUGACUAUAUUCACAUCUCGUUUAUGCAUGGCAGUUUCAAAGAUGAUCAAUGGCAGAAUAUCGUGAUCCCCGAAUUGAUCCGCGUUCUUAAACCCGGCGGAUGGUUGGAGUUCUACGAUGUUGAAAUCAUAAGUAUAAAUGGUGGCCCGCUAGUGAUGCGUCUCACCAAGAGCGUACUACAACUGAUAUACAUUGCCGGCCUGAAUCCAAAAUCACCGACCCUGAUCAAAGAUUGGCUAUCAUCUUAUGCAUGCCUUAAGGAUAUUAAGGAGAUUAUAAGGUAUCCUUACAUAGGAAAGUGGAAGGGCGAAAUAAUAGACGAGGAAAUCGAGAUUGAAUGCGAAGAAGAAUACGAUGAGGGAUGCGGGAAUGAUGUCGUUAUCGAAGAAGAGUGUGAAUGCGAGAAUCCUGAGGAGGUUCAUUUGGCUAGAGUUGAUGUUGCGAAAAGGAAGAAGGAUGUGGAGAUUGGAAGGUUACUUAAUGAGAUGAUGAAAACGUAUUAUACCAUGGAUUCAGAAAACUUAUCAAAAUGUAUGGGCGUUGAACGGGAGGAAUUCUUGAGUAUCGUGGAAGAGUGUUUUGAACAUGAAACAAGUAUAUAUGACACAAAAAUGAAAGUAAUAAGAGUGAUAUGCAAGAAAGAGGAGGAU